Messenger RNA from Thermothielavioides terrestris NRRL 8126, 617 nucleotides. RefSeq lists its product as uncharacterized. NCBI's taxonomy places the organism in Eukaryota, Fungi, Ascomycota, Sordariomycetes, Sordariales, Chaetomiaceae. Bases 83 to 286 code for a protein of 67 amino acids. The transcript has a single exon. The record is from RefSeq and is a predicted model, not a curated record.
GCCAGAUUUUUGCGAGACUCCAGUUCCUGAGAUUCAGGUACUUCAACAUGUUCGUAAACUUAAACAUACAUGAUUAGCAUACAUGGCCUCUCCGGCGUUGACAGUGCCAGCCGGUCCCAGUGAGCCCAAGGGCGUAGAGCGCCAGCAGCGGGACGGUAGGGACCCUGCCACGCACAAACGCCUUGUGCUGCAGCUUCACGGUGUCGUCGCUGUGGCUGCUGCUGCUGCGGCUGGUGGUGGUGGUACUGUCGUCGUUGGGAUGCUCUGGACGCCUGACUUGAGCUGAUGACCGCGCGGCCCGUUGAGGAGACCUGUUGGCCCUUAAGUCUUCGUCUGCUAGGUUGUUAUGUUUUAAGCCCAGGGAUGGUUCGGGAUAUCGAGAUUCGGGCCGUUGGAUGUGGACAGUGUCGAUCGACUGUUAUCGCUGCGAGUAUGAGUAAUUCAGGGCAGAACCGCAAACAACAAUUUGCCAUGUUGAGAUGGCUGAUAACUACCAAGCAGUGCUCGGUCUAAGGCCAGACGUGCACGCCGAGAACAGAAGCAACUUGCGCAUAAUUAAAGGCUCAAAGCACAAAAAGUGGGAAGCUCGCGGAGAGCAGCUACUAAGCCAUCCGCCG